CACAGAAGCACUUGUGAAUGGCUAGACCAUGUGAAUCGAGUUAUACCAUACUCCCCCCUCAAUUACCGCAAGGAGAAUUUCGCUUCUCUGCACAGUCAGUUCUCACAGUCCAAGUCAGACGUCAAACUUAUCAGUUCCGAAUACUCAUUGCAGACACCGAGCCUGUUAGCAAGAGCUAAGCAGCUAGCUGCAUACCGAUGUGACAUUUGCAGUUUAGCCACCGUGAAUUCUUUCCUCGUCAAGUCUAGCGCAGAUUGACUUCUGUGUCAUAUCCCAUAAAUUACGACGAGCAGUCAUGUCUAGAAGAACCGCCAAUUCAGGAGUUGACAAGAUUAUAUUAGACCGUGAAGAGCAGGAGGACGCUAGAAGGAACUUAGCAUCAAUUCAUGCCAUUGACUCGUUUUCAAGUACCGACACCAUUGCUCUGGAUAUCGAUCCUGCCGUACUAGUAACUCUGUCUCAAAACACUCCCUCUCAAUUCUCAGGCAUGGCUUCAUCACCAGUCUCCGUUCAACAAUCCAGAUCUCCUAAACAAGCAGAGCUGAAAGCCGGAGACAAGCUGGUUGUCAACAUGUCCACCAACGAAGCCUAUGAUCAGUGGGCCUCAGUCUACGACAGCGACGGCAACAUCCUCCAACAAAUGGACGACCUCCAACUCACCUCUCUCCUCCCAGAAUUGUGUAAGAGCCUCCUCGGAACUCCACCAACCCCAACAUCCCCCCAACGACCUCUCAUCAUCGUCGACCACGGCUGCGGCACCGGCCGCAAUACCAUGAAGCUCCUCGCCUUCCCCUGGCCCCCAAAUCGCCGCGUGCACGUCGUUGGCAUCGACGCCUCCACCGGCAUGCUCGGCGCCGCAAACGCAAAGAUCGCUCACGCCCUCAUCCAGCAUGACUUCCUCCACCCCUCCAACCCCUCCUCCGCGCCCAUCGCGCUGAACACGACCGCGCUGCUCCCGCCCGACUGGUCCGGCGCGGUCCCCACCCACGAAGGCAUCGCGGACGCGGUCAUCUCGACGCUAGUGCUGGAGCAUUUCCCGGGACAGGCAUAUUUCUCGUCGAUCGAGUCGUUGCUUGCGCCGGGGGGGCCGGGGUUGGCGCUGGUGACGAAUAUGCAUUCGGAGAUGGGGAAUCUAUCGCAGGCUGGGUUUCAGAGCACAGGGCCAGAUGGGAAAGUGGUGAAGGUGCGGGGAGUGAGUUAUGUGCAUACGGUGGAGGAGACGGUGGAAGUGGCGCAGGGGGGUGGGUUCGUGCCUGUGGAAGAGGUGAGGGAGGCGACAGUGGAUGAGGGGAUGGUUGAGAUGCUGGGGAAGAGGAGUCAGAAGUGGGUGGGGGUGAGGAUUUGGUAUGGAGGGAUUUGGAAGAGGGAUUCGUGA
Molecule: messenger RNA, 1375 nt
Organism: Eremomyces bilateralis CBS 781.70
Lineage: Eukaryota; Fungi; Ascomycota; Dothideomycetes; Eremomycetales; Eremomycetaceae
Product: S-adenosyl-L-methionine-dependent methyltransferase
Exons: 2
Coding region: 296-1375 (359 amino acids)
Source: RefSeq, a predicted model, not a curated record